This is a messenger RNA of Metopolophium dirhodum (rose-grain aphid), 952 nucleotides long. RefSeq lists its product as uncharacterized. The record is from RefSeq and is a predicted model, not a curated record. The transcript has 2 exons. Lineage: Eukaryota; Metazoa; Arthropoda; Insecta; Hemiptera; Aphididae. Bases 150 to 761 code for a protein of 203 amino acids.
ACGACCCCCCCCCCCCACUCUCUGUGAGAAUAUUUUCAGUAUAAAUUGGGCAUCGUGAAAAUCAGCGACAACACUACACUCAGAGGAGUUCUUCCUGCAAGCACGACUAUAGCUGCGUUGCGUAAUUCGUACAAGCAAUACAUCCAUCGAUGCAUCCAAACAUGACCGGUGCGACAGUAGUUACGGCGAUGUUGGCCGCCAUCAUCGUCGUAGCCGAAAUCGCGGGAGCGGAAGCUGAAGCGGCCGCGGCGCCACAACUGUUGCAGUCGCUACAUGUGCAGGCGGCUCAGUUCGGGCCGGAAGCCCGGGCCGGAUACGCGGCCAGUUACGGUUACGGUGGCGUCCAGGUGCCGGUGGCCGUCCAAGCAGCGGCCGCGGUCGGCAAGUCAGUGCACCUCCACCAGCAGUACCAGCAACAGCACCACCAACAACAACAGUACUACGCAGACGCACCACCGGCGGUUGUUGGUUACGCGCCGUCGGCCGUCUACAAGCCGGACCUGUCGGCGUACGCUUACGGAGCGUCGCCGCACGUGGAACAGCUGCGUCGGUUCGACCCGGUCGUCCGGCCGGUGCACACAGUAGUGCCGAAGGUGACGGCCGUCGAGCCGUCGGUGUCCGUGCAGAAGACGUACGUGGAUGUGCCCAUCCUGCACCACCAUGCAGACCAACGCUUGACGUACGCCGCCGCAGGGCCGGCCGUGGUGGUGCAGGCCGACUACGCGUCGCCGUACUACAACUAUCAGGUGGUCGACCGAUGAGCGGCCCGAAAACAAAAAAAAAACGACAUUUUUUAUAAUAUUUUCUCGUGAACGUUUAUUAUUGUAACGGUAUACUGUACAUUUUAUUUUAAUAAUAAUAUAUUACAUUUUGUGGUAUCAAAACGCUUUACGCUACAAGUGUGGCGUGAGUAUAAUAUUAUAAUAUAAAUUAUAAUGAUUAUUACAUUUUA